Molecule: messenger RNA, 3135 nt
Organism: Choloepus didactylus (southern two-toed sloth)
Lineage: Eukaryota; Metazoa; Chordata; Mammalia; Pilosa; Megalonychidae
Gene: RHPN2
Product: rhophilin Rho GTPase binding protein 2
Exons: 15
Coding region: 44-2104 (686 amino acids)
Biological process (GO): signal transduction; negative regulation of stress fiber assembly
Molecular function (GO): protein binding
Source: RefSeq, a predicted model, not a curated record
GGCCGCAGCGCUGCAGUCUUCGCCGUGCGCCCGCCCCGCCAGCAUGACCGACGCGCUGCUGCCCGCGGCCCCCCGGGCGCUGGAGAAGGAGAGCGACGGCUACUUUCGGAAGGGUUGUAAUCCCCUAGCACAAACUGGCCGGAGCAAACUGCAGAAUCAAAGGGCUGCCUUGAACCAGCAGAUCCUGAAAGCCGUGCGGAUGAGAACAGGAGCGGAAAACCUUCUGAAAGCAGCCACCAACCAGAAGGUGCGGGAGCAGGUGCGCUUGGAGCUGAGCUUUGUGAACUCAGACCUGCAGAUGCUCAAGGAGGAGCUUGAGGGGCUCAACAUCUCAGUGGGUGUCUACCAGAGCACAGAGGAAGCAUGUACAAUUCCUCUGAUUCCUCUUGGCCUGAAGGAAACCAAAGACGUUGACUUUUCAAUCGUCCUCAAGGAUUUUAUCCUGGAACAUUACAGUGAAGAUAGCUAUUUAUAUGAAGACGAAAUAGCAGAUCUUAUGGAUCUCAGACAAGCUUGCCGGAGGCCCAGCCGGGAUGAGGCCGGAGUGGAACUGCUGCUGAGUUACUUCCUGCAGCUGGGCUUUGUCGAGAGCCGCUUCUUCUCACCCACCAGACAGAUGGGGCUCAUGUUUACGUGGUAUGAUUCCCUUACCGGGGUGCCGGUCAGCCAACAGAACUUGCUGCUGGAGAAGGCCAGCAUUCUGUUUAACAUCGGAGCCAUCUACACACAGAUCGGGACCCGGUGCCAUCGGCAGGCACAGGCCGGGCUGGAGAGUGCUGUGGACGCCUUUCAGAGAGCCGCAGGGGUUUUAAACUACCUGAAAGAGACAUUCACUCAUACUCCAAGUUACGACAUGAGCCCGGCUAUGCUCAGCGUGCUGGUCAAAAUGAUGCUUGCACAGGCCCAGGAGAGUGUGUUUGAGAAAAUCAGCCUCCCUGGGAUCCGGAAUGAGUUCUUCACGCUGGUGAAGAUGUCUCAGGAGGCUGCCAAGGUCGGGGAGGUCUACCAGCAGCUGCAUGCGGCCAUGAGCCAGGCACCGGUGAAGGAGAACGUGCCCUACUCCUGGGCCAGCUUGGCCUCUGUGAAGUCCCACCACUAUGGAGCCCUGGCCCACUACUUCGCCGCCACCCUCCUCAUUGACCACCAGCUGAAUCCUGGCGCGGAUGAGGACCACCAGGAGAAGUGCCUGUCCCAGCUCUACGACCACAUGCCGGAGGGACUGACGCCCUUGGCCACGCUGAAAGAUGGACACCAACGCCAACAGCUGGGAAAGUCGCAUCUGCGCAAAGCCAUCGCGCACCACGAGGCAUCCAUGUGGGAGGCGAGCCUGUGCAAGAAGCUCCGCAGCAUCGAGGUGCUCCAGGACGUGCUCUCCGCCGCACACCAGCGGACCCAGCUCAAGUAUUCUCAGUACCAGGAGGACAAUGAUCUUCUAGACCUGGUCGAGGCUCCUGACGUUGUUUCUAAAACUGAGCAAGCAGUUGAAAUUAUACCACCACAGUUCUCCAAAGUGACAGUGACAGACUUCUUCCAGAAGCUGGGUCCCCUGUCCGUGUUCUCGGCCUGCAAGAGGUGGACACCUCCUCGAAGCAUUCGUUUUGUCGCAGAAGAAGGUGACUUGGGGUUCACGUUGAGAGGCAAUGCCCCAGUUCAAGUUCAUUUCCUGGAUCCGUAUUGUUCUGCUGCACUGGCGGGAGCCAAGGAAGGAGAUUAUAUUGUUUCCAUUCAAGACAUGGAUUGUAAGUGGCUGACAGUGAGUGAGGUUAUGAAAUUGCUCAAGAGCUUUGGCAAGGACAGCAUUGAGAUGAAGGUGGUGAGCCUUCUGGAGUCCUCAUUAUCUAUGCAUAAUAAGUGUGCCACAUACUCUGUGGGAAUGCAGAAAACUUACUCCAUGAUCUGCUUAGCCCUAGGGGAUGAUGAGAAAACUGAUAAAACCAAGAAAAUCUCAAAAAAGCUUUCCUUUUUGAGUUGGGGCACCAACAAGAACAGACAGAAGUCGGCCAGCACCAUGUGCCUUCCUUCAGUUGGGGUCGAAAGGCGUCAGGUCAAAAAGAAGCUCCCCUCUCCGUUCAGCCUUCUCAGUAGCGACAGUUCUUUGUACUAAAGAGAGAAAACAAAAGUCUUGCCCGAAACAUCUCCGAGGGCUGACUGUGCCUUAAUGUUUGUGCCAUCAUAGAAAAUGUCUAAAUAUUUUCAAAUUUUGCUUUCUCACAAUGUAAACUUGCAAUGGAAACCUCUAGAAAUUUGUGGGUAACAAACUGAUUUGACGUGUGUCACUACUGUUGCAAGUUAUUUAUUAUAUAAAGUAUUGUAAAUAGAAUAGUAUUGAAAACUUGGCUAUUUUUACUGGUUAGUUAGGACUUUUAGUCACCAUCAGAGAUAAAUGUGGGUUACUUAUGUUAGUCUUAUUUGUAAUAGUUUCCAAGUGUGAGUAAUAAAAUACCAUGCCUUAAUUUAGUAUUCAGCUGAUCCCUGAAAUAAGGCAGGUCAGGGGGAUUACAGUGAUAGAUUUAAAUUAGUGUUUCUAAAAACAUCUGAAGAGCUGCUUCCAAAUAGAAAUUCAUUAACCUAUUAUUUCUACAUAAUAUAAAUGCUACUUCCAGAUAAAGUCUAGUGCCAAAUUGGUCAUGACUUAUUAAAUAAAAAUCAUUUAGGAGCAGCUUUUAUUCUAGUUUCACGUCAUUUACAAGAUGCUAACACAGUGAUGGUGUUAGGUGAAGAUGCUGUCUACAAGGUAGAUAAUAUUACUGUUUGAUACUCAAAACAUUUUUCAUUUUAAGGUAGAAAAUACAUAAUUGUAUAUUUUAAGAGUCUUGGGUUAAAAGCUAGUUUUAUAUUUUAUAAGGUAAAGAUGUAAAUGAUUCAAGUGUAAAGCCUCUGCCUGACUUUCUAAAAUGACAUUCUACCAACUGAUUUUUCUUGCUAUAAGUUGGAUGACACUGUGAUUCUAAUAAGACUCACUGUUGACAUAGGUAUAUAGCUAAAAACCCCAACAUUGAGAUCAAAUUCUGAGAACUAACAAGAAUUUUCUAUUGUGCAAUAUUUAAAGGAAACCACCACCUUUGGAAAAGUGUAUCUGGUGUUCCUAGGACCAUGUUUGUAUAAAUAUUUAAAUAAAUAUAUUCAUUUACUGUA